GACGGCCAUGCAAAUCAGGAGCAGCAAUGUAUGUAAACAGUCACUCCAGUCAUCAGGUCGCUACCGUUUUUGGCUGCAUGCGCACCAGCGUUACGUGAUCCGCCUGCUAAACACUUCAAUAGUUCACACUGACGUUAUAUAAACCGGAACUCCAGUGACGUUUGCUAUUCGAGCAAUUCGCCAGACAAAAUGGCUCCCUUGAGGAUAACAUACGCAGCUCUUUGUUACAUUUCUUUGUUCAUGGAACUCGCGACGACCUUGACCCAAAUCGGUGACCUCUCACGUUCCGAACAGCCCCCGACGUGGCCUUCCACCUUCUCGGUAAAUUUCCACGAAGAAAACUGGGUCUGGAUCAUUCCGCUGGCCAGGAACGCAGGCGCUUGGCACUACGACUUCGCCAACAAGCGGAUGCGGUACGAUCAUCUGCAGGGCCAGUUUGACAAUUUUUGUCACGGCCGCGGCUUGGACCUGAAAGACUCCCGAGGCGACUGCCACUUGUUGUUUAACGCCACGGACAUGUUCGUGCACUACCCUGGGGAACAGAAGUGCUGUAGGGCCUGUGGGGUCGCGGAGGGGUGCACCGUACUCAAGCCGAACUGGCUGGCAGGGGGGACCUACCUGGGCACCGAGACUAUCAAUGGUACUGUGUGCCAUGGAUGGGAAACAGACGGAGCCGCCGCAACGGACAGGUGGUACCAGACAGAAGACGGCACGCCGUGCCGAUACGCGGAGACGAUCAAAUUCUGGCCGCACUCGACUCACAACAUAACCUUCCACAUGAGUUCCUACAGUCGCGACCCCAUCCCAAAUAGCGUCUUCCACGUACCGGCGUACUGCAACGUCAGAUGUCCGUCCCCCUGGCGGCCCUUGUCCGCACUGCAACCAAGCAUCCGAGUCACAACGUAACCUUCGACAGGAGUUCAAACAGUAUUGUAAUCCGACACCGUAGGAUGUCUGCUACAGCACCAGUUACGAUGGUGACAGACGUCUGGUCCAAGUCAUUGACUUGUAACAUUAUGUAUUUUUUAAAAAUUAUUUGUAUACUAAAAUUCGUCAAAAUAUUCAUAGUAAAUCACAAAUCAGAUGUUAC
Messenger RNA from Branchiostoma belcheri (Belcher's lancelet), 1090 nucleotides. RefSeq lists its product as uncharacterized. The record is from RefSeq and is a predicted model, not a curated record. Bases 190 to 906 code for a protein of 238 amino acids. NCBI's taxonomy places the organism in Eukaryota, Metazoa, Chordata, Leptocardii, Amphioxiformes, Branchiostomatidae. The transcript is spliced from 2 exons.